Salvia hispanica is the source of this 1231-nucleotide messenger RNA. RefSeq names its product 12S seed storage protein CRD-like. Gene Ontology annotation, molecular function: nutrient reservoir activity. NCBI's taxonomy places the organism in Eukaryota, Viridiplantae, Streptophyta, Magnoliopsida, Lamiales, Lamiaceae. The record is from RefSeq and is a predicted model, not a curated record.
UAAGGUUUCCAAUUGAAUAUCAUGGAGUUCAAUCUACAACCCCAGAAGGCUGACGCCACCGUGGUCAAAGGAGAAGGCGGCGGUUACUACGCGUGGGCUUCCAUAACUCCUGACGUUGUCGGGGCCGAAAUCGGCGCCGGCAUAUUUGUUUUGCACCCACGAGGCUUUGCUUUGCCUCACUAUGGUGACACUCGCAAGAUUGGUUAUGUAAUUGAAGGUACUUGCACAAUGGGAAUCAUAUCACCAAAUAGCAAAGAAGAGAAAAUCGUAGUGCUCAACAAGGGAGACGCCGUUCCGGUAGAAUCCGGCGCCAUAUCAUGGUGGUUCAACGGUGGAGAUUCCGAUGUCUCCGUUAUAUUCCUAGGCGAAAGCAGCGAGUCCUACACUCCUGGCCAGUUCGACUACUACUUCUUAACUGGCGCCAUGGCCCUUCUCCGCGGCUUCUCCACCGAGUUUAUAAGCAAAAUGUAUGAUCUCAACGCCGAUCAAUCCAAGGAGUUGCUCGAAAAACAAACCAACACAUUGGUCAUUAAGAUUGACAAAGGCAUUGAGAUGCCUAGAAUUUCCAACUGCAAAAGAGAGGAGUAUGUCAUCAACCUUGAUGAGGAUUCUCCUCUAGUGGACCGGAUUGGGCUUAGCCCGAAAUUGGUGAGGCUCGAACCUGAGAGCGCGCUCGAUGCUUACUAUAGCACGGCGCAUCAGGUGAUUUAUGUUGUCAAGGGUGGAGGCAAGGUUCAAAUUGUGGGGCUCAAUGGUGCAAGAAUGGUGGAUGAGGUUGUGGAGGAGGGACAAGUCAUUGUUGUGCCUAAGUUCUUUGUUGUUGCAAUGAUUGCUUCACAUCAAGGGUUGGAAUUAUUUAGUGUCUCCACAUCUCCAAGGCCUACAUCCAAGUCGUUGGCAGGGAACGGAUCAGCAUAUAAAUCGUUGUCUUCAUCUAUUUUAGAGAUUGCGUUGAAUGUGCCUGCUGAGUUGGUGGAGAGACUCAAAUUUGAAGAAUGCAAGAGUGGCUAGUUUGAAGUUUAAUUUUAUGCACUCUUGAUUGAUGCUAUAGAAUAUUUAUGUGUGUUGGACUUGAUAAUAAAACUUAAGAAAAUAUGAGUGGAAUAUGUAUUUGUGCCUAGUUUGAAGUCUAAUUUUAUGCACUCUUGAAUCUUGAUUGAUAUUAUAUGAUAUAUAUGUGUGUUGUUGGACAUGAUAAUAAAAUUUUAUGAAAAUAAAAGUUUAUUAUGUA